AUGUGCUCUAUACUGGGACAGCUGAUGGGAAGAUUAUCAAAAUUGAAGAUGGGGAAGUGCACACAGUAGCCAGAAUUGGCCAUGGUCCUUGUGGAACCCGUGAAGAUGAGCCAACGUGUGGAAGACCACUCGGUAUCAGAGUGGGGCCAAAUAACACACUCUUUGUGGCAGAUGCUUAUUAUGGAAUCUACGAAGUUAAUCCUGGUACAGGUGAAACAAAAGUGCUUGUGUCAACCAAAACACCAGUUGAAGGUCAGAAGUUGUCAUUUGUGAACGACCUCACGGUGACCCGGGAUGGGAGGAAGAUCUACUUCACUGACUCCAGCAGCAAGUGGCAAAGACGAGACUACCUGCUCUUGGUUAUGGAGGGCACAGAUGAUGGGCGCCUGCUUGAAUAUGAUACAGUAACAAAAGAAGUGAAAGUCUUAAUGGUGGGGCUGAGGUUUCCCAAUGGUGUCCAGCUCUCUCCUGCAGAAGACUUUGUCCUGGUGCAGGAGUUAACCAUGGCUAGAAUCAGGAGGUAUUAUGUGUCUGGGCUGAUGAAAGGUGGAGCAGAUAUGUUUGUUGAGAAUAUGCCUGGUUUUCCAGAUAAUAUCAGGUUAAGCAGCUCUGGAGGAUAUUGGGUAGCUAUGUCAGCUCUCCGGCCCAAUCCUGGAUUUUCUAUGUUGGAUUUCUUGUCUGAAAAACCAUGGAUUAAAAAGAUGAUAUUUAAGUUGCUGAGUCAGGAAACUGUGACAAAGCUUGUGCCGAAAUACAGCCUCGUUAUUGAACUCAGUGAGACAGGAUCCUACAGGAGAAGCUUUCAUGAUCCCAAUGGAGUGACAGUGGCGUAUGUUAGCGAGGCACAUGAGCACAAUGGAUAUCUUUACCUGGGCUCCUUCCGGUCUCCCUUUAUUUGCAGACUUAAUCUUCAGGAUGUUUAACUGUCCAUCCAUGAUCAAGUGCCACUGUCCUGUAAUCCUCUAGAGGUACAAAGGAAGUAUGUGCUCGAGGCAACGUGUGAUCAAGGACAGAAAGUCUGUUAAUGUGCAGCAGGACUGUUCUCUUGCCAUAGGAAGAUGUACAGCUUGCUGUACUUGUCCUGUUCCUUGGUUUGGCUGCUCUUGCUUUGGAGUUGGCAUGCAUAAUUAUUAAUAUCUG
Messenger RNA from Merops nubicus (carmine bee-eater), 1140 nucleotides. RefSeq names its product adipocyte plasma membrane associated protein (gene APMAP). Gene Ontology annotation, biological process: biosynthetic process. Gene Ontology annotation, molecular function: strictosidine synthase activity. The annotation marks the transcript as partial. The record is from RefSeq and is a predicted model, not a curated record. The transcript is spliced from 6 exons. Lineage: Eukaryota; Metazoa; Chordata; Aves; Coraciiformes; Meropidae.